Penicillium vulpinum is the source of this 318-nucleotide messenger RNA. RefSeq lists its product as uncharacterized. NCBI's taxonomy places the organism in Eukaryota, Fungi, Ascomycota, Eurotiomycetes, Eurotiales, Aspergillaceae. The record is from RefSeq and is a predicted model, not a curated record. Bases 1 to 318 code for a protein of 105 amino acids. The transcript has a single exon.
AUGGCUAACUUUCGUACAGCAAUGUGUUUAUCUCGCGAUUCAGUCGCUAGUGAUCCAAAGACCACUGCAGCUCUUGGGCCGGUCGGUCCCAACACUUCGAAGCGAGCCGAACACCGACGAGACACAUUGGUAGCGCUGCAACAAGUUAUCAGGAACAUGAGCUUACAACGCAGCCUUGCAGAAAAUGAUAUCAUCCUCCAGCGUGCAGUCCUCGAUAACCAAAUCGCGCGGCUCUCCACCUUGGACAACAGUAUCCAGGAACUUCAGAAUGUGUGGGAAAAUAUGGCGGCUGGGUUCGGACUCGAUUCGAAGAAAUGA